AUGGAAAAUGAAAAAACGAAUGAUUGUGAUUUUAUAAUUAAUUGUUUAACAAGAUUACAUUCUCAAGAGUGUCUUUUUUAUUCAAAAAUUGUCAAUGAAAUUAAGGAUUUUAAAGUUCCAAAAUGUCAUGGUUGUUGUGAAGCAAUACCGUUAAAAAAAUCUGGUGCACUUAUAAUGGAUCUUCUAGAUACUUCUGAAGCUGAUAUUAUACCAAUCAAGUAUUCUUAUAAUAUUGAUCAAGCAAAAUCAGUUAUUGAUGAAAUAUUUAAACUACAACUUUUUUCUUACACUGAUGGUAAAAAUUGGAAAAGUAAACUUCAAUAUAAAACAGAUGUAAAUUUAACAACAGUAGUAAAAAAUAUUGUUAUGAUACAAUGGGAAAAUUGCAAAAAAAUAAUUCCAAAAUACCUUCUUAAUGAAAUCGAAGAAGACUUUGAAUGCUUAUUAUCCAAUUAUCCUCAAAUUGCUUUACAUCAUAUUUAUCACCUUCCUGAAGCGCAAGGAGUUAAUGCUGUGAUUUGUCAUGGAGAUAUGUGGGUAAACAACAUAUUGUUUUCUAAAGAUUCUAAAGGAAGAUUUACAAAUGACGUUAAAGGAAUCAUUGAUUGGCAAUUGGUUUAUGAAGGUGCAAUUGGUGUAGACUUAGCACGACAUCUUGCUGUCAAUUGUGCUCCGGAUAUAAGACGUGAGAUUGAAAAUAAAUUUCUUCCAGAAUAUUUUAAUAAAUUAAAAAAUGAAGUUAUAAAAAGAAAUGAAUCAUUUGAUAUGAUAUAUGAAACAUUUAGGCGAAUUUAUGAUUUUUGCUAUAUUGACCAAUUUGUUCACAUUAUUACAACUAUUGGAAUCAGUAUUAGUCAAUUAAAUUUGUCCGAAGAAAAUAUCAAUACUUUAGAAGCAAGAAAUUUUUCUUUCUCUUCUAAAAUAUAUUUUGGUAUACGUGACGCCGUUGAUAGAGUUAAAAUAUUAAAACCUGAAUGGUUAAUAAAAAAAAAAUUAACGUGA
This is a messenger RNA of Strongyloides ratti, 1002 nucleotides long. RefSeq lists its product as uncharacterized. The record is from RefSeq and is a predicted model, not a curated record. The transcript has a single exon. NCBI's taxonomy places the organism in Eukaryota, Metazoa, Nematoda, Chromadorea, Rhabditida, Strongyloididae. Bases 1 to 1002 code for a protein of 333 amino acids.